CUUUGAUUUCUGAGGGCAGCUGCGCUGACACGCCGCAGUUCGGAGCGAACAAAGAAAGGGGCGCCGCUGCCCCAUCUGUCCCCCGGGGGCAGCUUAGCAGCGCGAUGACGAACGUGGGCAACGGAAUGCCAUCUGUAGGAUGAAGGGCGACUUCUCUUCGCCCCUUCAUUCAGAGGUGGAAUUAGGAAACCCGUCUGGCUCCAGGUGCAGCGUUUAAGCUUCCUGGAAGGGAAAAAAAAGGGAGCAGAUCCCCCAGUAGCUGAAAGACAUGUCUAUCACGGGACUGAAGAGGAAGCAGCCGAAGACUUUUAAAGUGAAAGUGAUAACCAUGGAUGCUGAAAUGGAGUUCAGCUGUGAGAUAAAAUGGAAGGGGAAAGACUUGUUUGACCAGGUGUGUCGUGCGCUGGGCCUGAGAGAAACUUGGUUCUUUGGCUUGCAGUACACCAUCAAAGGGAUGCCCAGCUGGCUGAAGAUGGAUAAAAAGGUUUUAGAUCAGGAAAUCCCCAAAGAAGAUCCCGUUAGUUUUCGCUUUCUGGCUAAAUUUUACCCUGAGAAAGUUGAAGAGGAGCUGCUUCAGGAGAUCACCCAACACUUAUUCUUCCUCCAGGUUAAGAAACAAAUACUGGAUGAAGAAAUCUACUGUUCUCCUGAGGCUACAAUUUUGUUGGCUUCUUACGCUGUUCAAGCAAAGUAUGGCGAUUAUGACCCCGACUUCCACAAACCAGGCUUCCUAGCCCAGGAGGAGCUCUUGCCAAAGAGAGUCCUCCAUCUGUAUCAGAUGACACCUGAGAUGUGGGAAGAGAGGAUAGCUGCCUGGCAUGCAGGGCACAGGGGUAUAGCCAGAUAUGAAGCGGAGAUGAACUAUCUAAAAAUUGCACAGGACUUGGAGAUGUACGGGGUCAAUUAUUUUCCUAUUUCUCAAAAGAAGAACCACACUGAUUUCCUUCUCGGUGUUGACGCCAAAGGAAUCCACGUGUACAGCAUCAACAAUCGGUUCUCUCCCAACAAGUCUUUCGAAUGGAGCAGCAUUCGGAAUAUUUCCUACAGUGAGAAAGAGUUAACAAUUAAGCCAAUUGACAAGAAGGCUGAAGUCUUCAAGUUCUUCUCCUCACAGCCCAAAGUCAAUAAACUGAUCAUGCAACUUUUCAUUGGAAACCAUGAUUUGUUCAUGAGGAGGAGGAGAGUAGACCCCAUCGAGAUCCAGCAAAUGAAAGCUCAAGCCAGGGAAGAGAAAGCUAGAAAGAAGACGGAGCACCAGCGGUUGGCCAGGGAGAAGCAGCUGCGUGAAGAAGCUGAGCGAGCCAAGGAGGAGCUGGAAAGGCGCCUGCGUGAGGCGGAGGAUGAAGCCAGGCAAGCCAACGAGGCACUGCACCGUUCAGAGGCAGCUGCGGAGCUGUUGGCUGAGAAGGCUCAAAUUGCCGAGGACGAGGCGAAGCUGCUGGCCCAGAACGCUGCUGAGGCUGAGCAGGAACGCCAACGGCUGGAGCUGGCUGCCCAAAAGACCAAGGAAGAGAAGCGUCUGAUGGAGCACAAGAUGCGGGAAGCAGAGCUUAUCGCCAUGAAGCUGGUGAAAGAGUCAGACCGCAGGGCCAAAGAAGCUGCACACCUGAAGCAAGACCUGCAGGAAGCCAAAGAAGCUGAAGAAAAAGUCAAGCAGAAACUCCUGGAUGUCAACAAGCGGAAUCAUCUUCCUUGUCCCCCAUCCUUCCUGGCCGACGCUAAAGAUGUCAUUGCUGACAAAGGAAGCAUAAAGCUGGAUUUAAGAGACAUCGACUUGAAGAGGCUCUCUUUGGAGAUUGAAAGGGAAAGGUUAGAUUACCUUGAUAAGAGCCGGAAGUUUGAAGAUCGGCUAAAAGAACUCAAGUCGGAAAUACAUUCUCUGAAAUUUGAAGAGAAGCACGCUGGGCUCUUCUCACACUGGAAUGAAUUGCUUGGGUCCUUGGACCGAUCCUCGGGGAAAGCGUACAAGACUCCUACAUGGAUCAAAGCUUUCGAGGCAGACGUUUUUGACAGCCUUCAGAGGCCGUUCUUGGUGCAUCCACUGAAUGCGGACAACAGCACCAUGCUUCACACUCCAGUAGAAAAACCUUCUUUUCAGACUGAUCUGUUGGUUGCCGGAAAUGUGGGGACAGGAACCAGAAAGCAAAUUAAGGUUCAGCAGCAUAAAACAGAUGUGAUCUACAUUUGAAGAUCUGGUGGCUCCUUAAUCUGUGUCAAGAUUCAAAGGCUUUUAUCUAUUGCUCAAGCCCCCCUCAUUCUCCCAAGAGGUUUGUCCAAAUGCUAAGGCAGAGCAGACAAUGGCCCUGGAACAGCUCUUCUGCUGUGCCUCACCUUGCAGUCUGAACAGUGCUGUGAUGCGAUAUAUCUACAGAGGGGUGUGAGUGCACGCGAAAGUCUUAGAACACUGUGCAUUUAAGUGUUUGCAUUUCAAUAAGAACAUUCUUGCUAACUGAAGAUUUCUCAAGAGAUGUAAACAGUUCUAUGAACUGUGGUCCCAAUCUAGCCAAGUUGAAUGUUGACAUUUCCAAAUGAAACAAGUCAGCGCUGUCACCUCAUUACAAUGGAGUAACAUUGAAUGUUGUGUUUUGGAUUAUGUGUGGGUUUUUUUUAAAAAAAGAGUUUAUGUUCACUAAGAUCAAUGUUUGUAAAUAAUUCUGCAAUUUAUUACAGCAACGUUUUAAAAUAAAAAAUUAUAUAUUUGA
This is a messenger RNA of Eublepharis macularius, 2702 nucleotides long. Its product is annotated as merlin-like. Gene Ontology annotation, biological process: regulation of gliogenesis; regulation of cell shape; positive regulation of protein localization to early endosome. The transcript is spliced from 18 exons. Gene Ontology annotation, cellular component: cytoskeleton; plasma membrane; filopodium. The record is from RefSeq and is a predicted model, not a curated record. Bases 269 to 2188 code for a protein of 639 amino acids. Gene Ontology annotation, molecular function: actin binding; cell adhesion molecule binding. NCBI's taxonomy places the organism in Eukaryota, Metazoa, Chordata, Lepidosauria, Squamata, Eublepharidae.